AUGGCCCGCCCCCCCCCAUCGCGUGGAGUACGCCGCGCCUGGCGCGCGUGCUUCGUGACCGCCGUCGCGAAAGGCAUGGAGAUUAUAAUUGGCGACGGCAGUUUGGUGACCUACGACGGCGGCGACAACGCGGCGAGGGCCCUGUACUUCUGCGUGUCGCAUCAAGUGGACGAGGAGGAGAAUUGCGUGCAGGAGGUGUUGCGCAUGAGCCGCGUACUGAACGAGACGGCGACGAGCAAGAAGAGUCCGUUCGUGCUCCUCAAGGACUGGCCGACGGCGAGGAACGAGACGCUCGACGACUGGGGCUUCACGCUGCCCGAUCCUGAAGUCCUCCCCGUCUGCGUCGGCGAGGUGGAAGUCACGGGGAAACGCGCCCUCCAAUUCUCGGAGGAUCACGUCACGGACCUCUUCGUCGACGACAAGCUCUUCGGCGCGGGCUCCGAGGCCGCGCGCGCCGCGGGCGGCGUCUUCGACCUGCUGCCGGACCUCGCCGUCGCCGGCGCGGCGCCCUUCGAGUUCUCGAACCACGUGAACCUCGAGCGCGGCGUCCUGCGACCGCUCGGCGACGACGCGGGCCGCCGCCUCUGCGACGCGCUGCGCGAGGGCGGCGAUGUGUGCGCCCUCGACAGUGUCUCCGAGCUCUACCGCGACGGCGACGGCGGCGGCGUCUGCGCAACCGUAUAA
Messenger RNA from Aureococcus anophagefferens, 684 nucleotides. RefSeq lists its product as hypothetical. NCBI's taxonomy places the organism in Eukaryota, Pelagophyceae, Pelagomonadales, Pelagomonadaceae. The record is from RefSeq and is a predicted model, not a curated record. Bases 1 to 684 code for a protein of 227 amino acids. The transcript is spliced from 3 exons.